Molecule: messenger RNA, 534 nt
Organism: Penicillium maclennaniae
Lineage: Eukaryota; Fungi; Ascomycota; Eurotiomycetes; Eurotiales; Aspergillaceae
Product: DNA replication protein PSF1
Exons: 2
Coding region: 1-534 (177 amino acids)
Biological process (GO): DNA replication; DNA strand elongation involved in mitotic DNA replication
Cellular component (GO): GINS complex
Source: RefSeq, a predicted model, not a curated record
AUGUACGGAGAGCUGGGCAACAAAUUGACCGAGAUCGUCCGCGCCGUGACUCGCGAAGUGCGAGAUCUUGACCGCGAUGUGACUCGCAUGCUCGCGCCCUUUGAGGGUGCAUUCAAUCCAUCAGCCGACCCAGCUAUCGCCUGUUCCCUCCUAGUCGACCACCUAUGCAUGCGCCGAAACAAGCGCUGCCUCCUGGCGUACCACCGCGUCCGGACCGAGAAGCUCGAGGAAUUUUGCUGGACUGGUGUCGACGUCCUUGAACAGCAACAGCCCAGCGAAGCGUCCGAGGACCGGGGCCCAGGUCAGGGCGCGGGCGGACACAGCUCGCUAAGUCCCGAAGAAGAGGAAUACUUUCGACAAUACGGCGACAUGUUGGCCGCUUAUAAAGGCCAAUGGACUGACGUCGAUCUUACGGGAACAUUGGAGCCGCCGAAGGAUUUGUUUAUUGAUGUGCGUGUGUUGAAGGAUGCGGGAGAGAUUCAGACGGAGUACGGGUAUGUGGUGUCACCAUCCGGGGGGCUCUUACGCGGCUAA